This is a messenger RNA of Athene cunicularia (burrowing owl), 2050 nucleotides long. It is a transcript of the gene CTXN1, whose product is annotated as cortexin 1. The transcript has 4 exons. NCBI's taxonomy places the organism in Eukaryota, Metazoa, Chordata, Aves, Strigiformes, Strigidae. Bases 575 to 862 code for a protein of 95 amino acids. The record is from RefSeq and is a predicted model, not a curated record.
CCGCUCCAGCGUGAGUGAAGAGCAGCUGCCUUCCCUGCGCGCUCUCCAGGAGAGAGGCGGCUGCUCCUUCCCUUGAGAUGGCAAGUGAUGGAGCCGGGAGUCCGUGCCAGCCAGCAGCAGCAUUGACUGAAAAAGGCGAUGUAAACCCUGCAAAGAAUUCAGCUGCUUCCUGAGCUCCGGGUGCCGGUGCCAAGCGCAAGGGUGCCCUUCCCAGAACGGCGCCCGCCUGCCUCCAUCCCAGCAGAGCCCACGGGACCCGCCUGGGGCAGCCGGACCUUUUGCUGUGGGAGGACGGAGGGAGCGCCGCAGCCCUGCUGCACUCGCAACCCAAGAAAUCUGGACCCUGGAGAUCUUUCCUCAGUGACGUGGCUGUUUGGACACAGCCUUCUCCUCCUUCUGCUGCAAUAGCAAUGCUAGUGUCCCCAUGCAGCUGCAGUGAGGAGCUCUUGGCUUGGGCAGGAGCAAACCCUGGGCUCGGCGUAGCCGCGCCGGUGGCUAUGGAGUGAUCUGUGCUCUGGGUGCGUGGGCACAGCGGGGAGGCUGAAGCUGGCUGCCCGGGCACUGGGGCAGCUGAAUGCGCCCUGCCCACGCGCUCCUCGCCUCUGCCAUGAAUGAUGCAUCGACGAUGGAUUAUGAACUGCUCUCCCCCUCCUUGGUUGAGCACCCAGCCGGCACUGCGGGUAUGGAUGCUGAGCAGAAAACUGUCUUUGCCUUUGUCAUCUUCCUCCUCGUCUUCUUGGUGAUGCUGAUGGUGCGCUGCUUCCGCAUCCUGCUGGACCCCUACAGCCGCAUGCCCGCCUCCUCCUGGACUGACCACAAGGAGGGGUUGGAGAGGGGCCAGUUUGACUACGCCUUGGUGUAGAGGGCAGGGAUGGGGCGAGCCUGGGUGCUCUGUGUGCCUCCCACCCCAGCUGGCCCCGGCCCCGGCCCCCCCUUCCUCUGUGGUGUUGCCCUGGGCCAGCACGGAUGCUCCGGGCAGGGAGGUGAGGUCGGGCUCUUGUCCGGGGUGGGUUUUCUAGGGGUUUCUCUCUUUUCUAAGCACUUUUCAGUUCUCUUCGCAGUCUGCAGGACUCUUGGAGAGAUGUGUUGGAGAGGUGAUACGAUUCCGCGCGGUCCCUGCUGCCCACCGUGCCCCCGGGCAGCUUCGCGUGCUGCAGUGAGGGGCAGGAGGCGAUGGGGCAGGGCACGGCGGGACCUGCCCUCAGCCACGGCCCACCGGGCUCCUGGUCUGGGUGGCUCUGCCUGGUGCCAGGCCAGAGCUUUGACCCCCACCUCCUCCUGCCCCCCAUGUCGCCCUCGUCUGUGUCCUCUGGGGAGUGCUGACCGUGGUCCAGUGCGUGUGUGUGUGUGUCCCUGUAGCUGAGCUGUGUCUGUCAGGGGGUUUAUAGGCACCAGACCCAAGUGCUGGCUUUGUUCCUCUCUGUGUGGCAGCCCCAAGUGCCCCCCCCCUCCCCUUCCCCACAAGUGACGGGGAGAAGGACACCCCCCCACGCACAGCCCCCUCUCGGCGUCCAGCCCUGCAGCCUGCUCUCUGCUUUACACCGUAGUGACCUGUCCCUGCCCAACUGGUGAAAAUGGUCUGAGCAAGGUGCAGUCAUGCAGCUCCCUGCAGACCUGCCUGGGUGGCCCUGCUGGGAUCCCAGGAGGGAUCAAAGGUCCCACACGACACUUGGGAGAUGCUCCUCAGCCAGCCCAAGCCUGGCAGCCUCCCACCGCUAUCUCCCAUUCUGGCCAGUCCCUGCUCCAGCAGGAUCUGGGUGGCCUCCCCGUGUCCAGGGGGUUGCUGGGGGUGGCCGGCCCUUCCCUGGCCAUCCUGCAUCUGGGUAUCAGAAGGGCUGUGUAAGCAUUCGAGGGGAAAACAAGGCUGUCCUCCUGCCCCUCUGUGGGAACCAUGCCUGUUGAGUAGGGGUGCUGUAGCUAGCCGCGGGGCUAGCAAAUGCCAUGGUGGGUUAUGGCUGUGGGCCACUAAAGCUUUGUACUCAGUGAUCGGAGCCCAUGGGGGAGAACCUCUUCCCCACCAUGGAAAUAAAGCUGCACUGUGCUAACCCCA